This is a messenger RNA of Saccharomyces paradoxus, 1461 nucleotides long. RefSeq names its product mitochondrial 37S ribosomal protein uS4m (gene NAM9). The record is from RefSeq and is a predicted model, not a curated record. Bases 1 to 1461 code for a protein of 486 amino acids. NCBI's taxonomy places the organism in Eukaryota, Fungi, Ascomycota, Saccharomycetes, Saccharomycetales, Saccharomycetaceae. Gene Ontology annotation, cellular component: mitochondrial small ribosomal subunit. Gene Ontology annotation, molecular function: structural constituent of ribosome; rRNA binding. Gene Ontology annotation, biological process: positive regulation of translational fidelity. The transcript has a single exon.
AUGCCGAGAAAGGCCAAUUUGCUAAAGUCUUUGGCAAGAGGACGAGUACGCACUUCUUUCAAUAAGUAUAACUUAUUCAAUUUGUACAAAAAGGGUGGUGUGGAUUUGAAGUCUAAAUCUUUGUAUCAACAGAAAUGGACGGCAAAGCAGGAAACCCGAGCUUAUCAUGGUGAACAUUUGACAGAAAGGAGAUGGCAAACCGCUUUCAAACCCAAGUUGGAUUCAGUAGCACAAUUGGAUGCUUCAUUGCGAGGAAGUGAAAUUAAGGAAACACCAUUCUUGUUGCAAACGUUUGCAGUACUAGAAAAAAGGCUCGAUUUUGCCCUAUUCAGAGCUAUGUUCGCUUCAUCAGUAAGACAGGCUCGUCAAUUUAUCCUACACGGAAAUGUUCGUGUUAAUGGUGUAAAAAUUAAACAUCCAAGCUAUACUUUAAAACCUGGCGAUAUUUUCAGUGUUAAACCGGACAAAGUGCUAGAGGCUCUCGGUGCCAAGAAACCAAGUUUCGAAGAAGCGCUAAAGAUUGAUAAGACUCAAAUAGUUUUAUGGAAUAAGUAUGUCAAGGAAGCAAAGACGGACUCAAAGGAGGUUUGGGAAAGGAAGCUGGAAAACUUUGAGAAAAUGUCUGAUUCUAACCCAAAAAAACUUCAAUUUCAAGAAUUUUUAAGGCAAUAUAAUAAGAACCUGGAGCUACAGCAAUAUAGUGCAUUAAAGGAAUGUACACAGGAAGGUAUCUUACGGAAGUUGUUGAAUAUAGAGAAACAGAUGGGCAAGCCUAGUAAUGAUCCUUUGUCGAUAGACGAACUCAAAAAGGGCCUCCCUGAGAUCCAGGAUCGUCAGUUGUUAGAAAGCGUAAAUAGUGCUUAUCAAGAAUUUUUCAAAUCGGGUGAAAUUAAAAGAGAAACACUUUCUAAAUGCCAGCCUGAGGAGUUAACUUCACUGGUUACAGAAAUGAUGAAUCCCAAGGAAACCACGAAAAAAGAAUUAUCUGAUGGAGCCAAAUCCGCUAUAAGAUCUGGUAAAAAAAUUUUAGCGGAAAGCGUCAAAUUAUGGACCAAAAAUAUAACGGAGCACUUCAAAACUAGGAUGAGCGAUGCCUCGGGUGGUUCAAUAACAUUUGACCCCAAAUGGGCCAAAAAUCUAAAAUAUCAUGAUCCGCUCAAAAUAUCUGAAUUGGAGGGUGAUGAACAAAAAGCGCGUAAAUUGAUAAACUUACCGUGGCAAAAGAAUCAUGUUUAUGGUAGACAAGAUCCUAAAAAACCUUUUUUCACACCAUGGAAGCCAAGACCGUUUUUAUCACCUUUUGCCAUUUUACCUCAUCAUUUGGAAAUAUCUUUCAAGACCUGCCACGCCGUGUACCUGAGGGAUCCCGUCGCCCGACCAGGCCAAUCCGAAGUAAUUUCACCAUUUGAUGUUCCUGUUCAUGAACGUGCAUAUAUGUAUUACUUGAGAAAUGGUAAAUGA